CCCCACAACCACCCACCAAGCCCUGCUUGCACCACAGUCAAUCAUCUCGAUUAACAAAGCAAGCAAUUUUACGCAGUUAUAAAAAAACUGUUAAUCUAAUUAAAAGUACCGAAAAAAAAACAAGACAUUAUUUAAAAUGGCAAGAAGACGCGCAGCACCUCCAGCAAGAACGGUUAGACCAACACGAGUAUCAUCACCUCAACCAUCAAGAGCUGCAUCAGCUCGUGCUACUCCAUCAGCUCGUGCUGCUCCAGCUCAAGCUGCUCCAACUAAGGCACCAGCUGCUCCAGCACCAGCAUCAGCAUCAGCCCCCAUGAUGGCACCACAACAACCAGGUAUUAUGGGACAAAUGAUGGCAACUGCUGGUGGUGUAGCAAUUGGUCAUACUAUUGGACAUGCUGUUACUGGUUUAUUCAGUGGUGGUAGCUCUGAAGCUGCUGCUCCAGCUCCAGCUGCUGCUGCUGCUGCACCAGUUCAACAAUAUGCUGAAUCACAACCAGGACAAAGCAGUGGUGUUUGCUCUUAUGAAAUUCAACAAUUUCUUCAAUGUGCACAAAAUCAAACAGAUCUUACACUCUGUGAAGGUUUUAAUGAAGCUAUUCGUCAGUGCAAAAUGUCAAAUGGCCAAUCAUAUAUGUAAAUUUUUCGUAGCUGUUUCAUAUAUUUGAAUUAAAGACAAAAAUUUUAGAAAUUUAAUUAGAUCAAAUUAUUGUCCAGCUAAAAUAUCCAGAAAAAAAAAGU
Aphidius gifuensis is the source of this 741-nucleotide messenger RNA. Its product is annotated as coiled-coil-helix-coiled-coil-helix domain-containing protein 2-like. The record is from RefSeq and is a predicted model, not a curated record. Gene Ontology annotation, cellular component: mitochondrion; nucleus. Lineage: Eukaryota; Metazoa; Arthropoda; Insecta; Hymenoptera; Braconidae. The transcript is spliced from 3 exons. The coding region runs from base 137 to 640 and encodes 167 amino acids. Gene Ontology annotation, biological process: mitochondrion organization.